AUGUCGGACAUUAAAGCUGUGGUAGUAACUGGAUGCGAUAGUGGGAUAGGGUAUGGGAUCUGCGCGACCCUUUUUAGGAAAAAUUACUUUGUAAUCGCAGGCUGUAAUACUAAGUAUGGAUUCAAAAAGGUUAAAAAACUGUUCAAAUCGAUCUCUAAGAGUCAAGGAGUUUCCUCUGACUCACCCAGUAGAUCGGAUUCCACUACAGAUUCCAUGGAUAUAAGCAAGCACGAAUCUAACAAUUUUGAUCAAAAUGUUGAUCAAGAGAAAAAUAAUACUGGAAAUCUUAGUGACCAACUAAACUCGCUUAAUACUGGGAAAAAUGUGUAUAGAAUAGGAACUAGGGGAAUUUUAGUAAGGUUGGAUGUUACAAAUGAGGAGUCUGUGAAGGAAUUGGCAUCCCUGGUUCAAGAACUAAUUGAUUCUAAACAAAUUCCAAGCCUAUAUUCCCUAAUUAAUAAUUCGGGAAUUUGGAGAUUCUCAACCCUCAAAGAAUGUUGGAAUGAUGAUAAGUUGAUUGAAAGUGAGGUACAAGAUGAAUUAGCUCGUUGGAAGUUGGUUAUGGAGACUAAUUUGAUGGGUUCAGUUCGAGUUACACUCCGAUUGGUGCCAUUUCUGACAAGAUAUAAAGGUUUGGCUCGAGUAAUCUUCAUCACAAGCGUUGUGGACGAGACUGGAGUUCCAGGUCAAAGCUCGUAUGUUUCCUCAAAGUUCGCAAUUCGAGGGUUCCAUGAGUGUCUUAUGCACGAACUAGAAGGAACCAACAUAUGCACCGUAUGUGUUGCACCAGGAGCUCUCUCAGAUACUCGCCUAUUUGAUUACGACUUUAACUUGGAUAAGGAGUAUAGGCUCAAUAAUACACAUAAGUUGAAGAAUGGAAUGAAGAUUUUGAAGAAAUUGGCUUCAAGUAGUAGAGGGGUUGUCAAAACUGUAAUGAAGGCGCUGGAAAGCAAAAGGCCAAGGAGAUACUACAGAAGCACAUCAGGAACAUUCCUCUUCAAACUCGUUAAACUGCUUCCGAAAUCGCUCUAUAUCAAGGUCGUUAAACUUAUUCUAAUGAACUUCGAACACAUCCACACCUCACUUCCACUCCUGACCAAACUCAUCCGGCUCAUUCUUAAAUAG
Molecule: messenger RNA, 1125 nt
Organism: Theileria annulata
Lineage: Eukaryota; Apicomplexa; Aconoidasida; Piroplasmida; Theileriidae
Product: short chain dehydrogenase, putative
Exons: 3
Coding region: 1-1125 (374 amino acids)
Molecular function (GO): oxidoreductase activity
Source: RefSeq, a predicted model, not a curated record